AUGGACACUCUAUUCAAUCAUCUUUGGGUGGUGAAAGCUGGGAUUUUAGAUACUUUGGGAUAUGGGAUGUCUCAAGAAUCCUUUACAAAGCAGCAAGCAUCUGUUCAAUCAUUCUUGGUUGAAAUUUUAUUUGGAGUCAAUGUUACCAAUGAAUACGGCCAUCAAGUCCUUCCAGAAAAGGAAAAUUUCUUUCAUAGGUCUGAAAGCAAAGAAUUGUAUGAUUUGAUGUUGAAGUUCUUUGACCUGAAGCAGAAUGACAUUGUUUAUCAUUCAAAGAUAAGGGUAUAUGCAAAUGGUGACUCAGAUGUGCUAGAGGAGGAUUUAAUUUUGACACAGAUUGUCGUGAAUAUACUGGGAUACUAUUACAAGAUUAAAAACAAUGAGAAGUGGAGGGGAAUUUUCAAAACAGAAAAGAGGUUGUUCAAUUUCAUUCAUAGUUUUAGUGUAAAGCCACAACACCAAUUGGAAAAAUCAAUUCACAAAAUCUAG
This is a messenger RNA of Puccinia graminis f. sp. tritici CRL 75-36-700-3, 489 nucleotides long. RefSeq lists its product as uncharacterized. The record is from RefSeq and is a predicted model, not a curated record. The transcript has 2 exons. NCBI's taxonomy places the organism in Eukaryota, Fungi, Basidiomycota, Pucciniomycetes, Pucciniales, Pucciniaceae. Bases 1 to 489 code for a protein of 162 amino acids.